This is a messenger RNA of Danaus plexippus (monarch butterfly), 1985 nucleotides long. It is a transcript of the gene Mppe, whose product is annotated as metallophosphoesterase 1. Gene Ontology annotation, biological process: GPI anchor biosynthetic process. The transcript is spliced from 6 exons. Gene Ontology annotation, molecular function: hydrolase activity. Gene Ontology annotation, cellular component: endoplasmic reticulum. The record is from RefSeq and is a predicted model, not a curated record. Lineage: Eukaryota; Metazoa; Arthropoda; Insecta; Lepidoptera; Nymphalidae. The coding region runs from base 111 to 1148 and encodes 345 amino acids.
UACAUAAUAUACAAUAAUAAAAUAGAUAUAUGAUAACGUAAAAUCUAAAACUGUGAUUAAGAAAUGUAGAAAGAUACUUUAUCUCAAAUGUGUAAUUUGAUACAUUUCUGAUGUUUCCGCGUAGAAGUUCUACAUUGAAAUUCUUUUUAAUUUCACCGGUUAUUGUAGUUUUGUAUUGUGAAUGGCUCGUGUAUUUGACACAACCUUUUUUAUGGAAUGAGUUGAAGUGUAAUCAUGAUAAUUCCUGUACGAAAAUCUUAUUUAUUGCCGAUCCACAAAUACAAGGGGAACAGGCUGUUCCACAACCUCUUAGCAUACUUUUUAACUGGGAUAGCGACAGGUACUUGAAAUCUACAUUCUCAGUUGUUGUCGAUCACUUCAAACCUGAUGUAUUGGUCUACCUUGGGGAUCUUAUGGAUGAGGGAUCAAUGGCCACCAAACUAGAGUACCAUAGCUAUGUGAAGAGAUUAGCUUAUAUAUUCGACCUUGAUUAUCCUAUCGUGCAAGUCUGGUUACCAGGAGACAAUGACAUCGGAGGUGAGAAUGAGCCAAUAAAGUUUGAUAAGAUAACUGAAUUUGGUAAAGUGUUCAAACAGCCAUCUGUGAUAAUGUACAGGAAUAUUACUUUCUAUAAGAUAAACUCUAUUCUGUACAAAGUACCGCAGGCAUCUGACGAGCCGGAUAUGAAUGUGAGAAUUGCUGUUGCACAUUAUCCAGUGCUAGCUAGGGCUUUUUAUGGAAGACAGGUAGAAAAUGCUAUUCAUCCAGAUAUUUAUUUCUGCGCCCAUGAGCAUGUAUCUAAAUAUACGAAGCAAAAUAAAAAUGUUGAGACGCACUUCUUGAGUUCAUGGGAUUCUCGACUGGAUGUGUCAUUAGAUGACGGUUUUAAGUAUGAAAUAUAUGUCCCGACCUGUUCAUACAGAAUGGGUACGAGUAAGAUCGGAUAUGGAGCUGCGGUUAUAGAGAACAGACAAAUAAAAUACACAGUGUUCUGGUCACCGCAGCGUUUCCCGUAUCUGAUAACUUAUGUUGUGUUUUUAAUAUUGUUCUUUAUUGUUUCUUGUUGUUUUGGUACCAGAAAACUGAUCUCCAGAACAACUAUACCCAAGGGUGAUGUUCUACUACCUCUCUUAAAUAAUGCACAGUGAUUUGUAAAUUUCAUGAACAAAAUGAUAUAUAUAUAUCUCAAUUAUAUUUUUUUUUAAAUGAUAACAAAGGUCACAGGUUUCCAUAAAAGCUAUUGCUUUAUUUAAAAUCGUUCUUGAAAUGGUAAGUAUAAGAAAUAUAUUUGAUUAAUGAUUAAUAUACGUAUGUGAAAAGUGCUUGUGACAAAUCACAUAUGGAGAGUCCAUCCUGCCAUACUGUAUUAUUGUUGAAAAGAGCUUUAUAAAUAAUGUCAUCACCGAGGGUGAGCUUUUAUAUCAUAAGGCUUUAUGAUGUUGCCAAGAGAAAGAUAAGUUUUAUUCUUUAUGGUUGUAUUUAAAAUGAGUUAUGUUAUCACUUAAAGUUUAUUUUUUAUAUACUUUUAUAUGUUUGUUACAAUAAAGAUUGGUAUGUCCAUAUUAUUCUUGUACAUGAUAUGUUUCGAUUAUUGUCUUCAGAAAUACAAGAAAAAUUUUAAUAUCCUUUUGGAUGUAUACAUUGUUUAUAAUUUUUUAGUACAAAAUAACCAAAAACCAAAAAAAAAAAGUUUCAAAUAUUGUUAUUCAGCCUUGACAAAUAUAGUGGGUUUUGAUGUUUAUUAAAUGAAAGUAUAUAAAAAUAUAUAUAUUUAGUGUUUUAUAAUUUAAUACCUUUGUUUGUUAAAUAAAUAGUUAAUGAUAUGUUGGUAAUCAUGUAUAAAUUUAAUAUGAUAAAACUCAAAGAGUUUGAUAGGAGCAGUGUUCGGAACAACAUGUUUAUAACGCCAGUCGAUAUAUUGCAUAUAAGAAAAUAUAACAGGCCAUUGUUAUUUAUAUUAAACAAUAUAAGCGGUACUGUGAAAA